Molecule: messenger RNA, 363 nt
Organism: Ostertagia ostertagi
Lineage: Eukaryota; Metazoa; Nematoda; Chromadorea; Rhabditida; Trichostrongylidae
Source: the annotation of a GenBank genome assembly
AUGGUUACAUCAAUUCGAGCUGCUGAGCAAACCCUUGCUGCAAUCCGAGACUUCCACCUCAGAGAAUCAGUUGCAGGACGUGAAAGAAAGGAGGUUAAGGUAGCCCUAGCACUCUAUGCGACUGCAUGGGGCUGCGAACCCCGAUACGAUGAGACGCCGCUUCUCGCCGUAACGGCUGUCAACGUGUACAACUGCUCCCUACCUUUCGAUCAUCGUCCGUUACUCUGUGACCGAAUUCGCAUCUUGUUCACUUGUGGCUACAUACAUCGUGAUAUUAAACCUCCCAAUUUUGCGAUUGGUCGGGAAGCGGACGGCGAUCUUCACACGAUCUACAUUAUCGACUUCGGCCUGUCAAGGAAAUAU